CGUGAUUCAUUGAUCCUACUUAGUAGCAUUCGAAAUAUCGUAACGAAUCAAGAUAUUAUCAACUAUCGAUCACCAACGUAACGCUGUCGCCUUCUAGUUACUAGGCAUCUAUCUACUUUACGUGCGACAUAUAAUCCGAUCCCGGCGUUACUGAUUGAUAUGUCGUCUUAUUUAUAAUAAGAGAUAUAUCUCAAGCCUCACGAAUAUUUCUCUCCGCCUCUAACCUACCUCAUAUCUAUUCGAUAUCAAGAAUAUCUUAUGGUCCUAUGGCUCCGAAAAAGCCAAUCCUGGUUCUUGUCCACGGCGCCUGGCAUGUCCCAGCCUCCUUCGACAAGAUUGUGGCUAUUCUUCGGUCCGCUGGCUAUGAAGUACAUAUCCCUCACCUCCCGUCCACGAACGGCACGAGGCCUCCCGAUGGCGACCUCCUUUCCGACACCGCGUUAAUCCGUUCGUGUGUGGAGAGCCUCGUCGAAGCUGGCCAUAAUGUCAUUGCUCUUCUGCAUUCCUACGGCGGUCAAGUAGGCACCAACGCCCUCCAUGGCCUAUCCUGCCAUACACGCAUAAAGCAGGGACUGCCUGGUGGCGUGUCGCAUCUAAUCUAUAUGUGCGCCUUUAUCUUACCCGAAGGUUGGUCUACGUUAGACCAAGGCAAAUCGCGAGGCAUUGAGACCGUGAAAGCGAUGCAGCUGAAACUCGCCUUCGACGGUGAGGGCUACUGCACUUUGAUAGAUCCUAGGGGACAGUUAAUCAACAGUGUCAAAGACGACGCCGAAGCAGAAGCCUACAUCGCAACACUUGUGCCCUGGAGUGUCAAGUCUAUGACUCAACCCCUCUCACAUUGUGCCUGGAAAGACAUUCCAGUCACAUAUAUCCACACCACUAAUGACAAUACUGUGACAUACACCGGUCAAAAACUCAUGUUGGAACGAGUGAAAGAGCUUGGCCUUCAGGAUCCGCAUCUGGUUACUUUAGAUACGGACCACUGUCCACACCUAACUGCGACAAAUGAUAUCAUUGAUGUUAUUGAUAAAGUCGCGGCGGAUAUCGAGGAAGGCAUGGCAUGAGGCAUAGACACUUGGGCCAGGCUUAACAUUGGAUGGUAUUUUUCAAAAGAACUAUACAAGUAUCUUGAAUCGUCUCUUACCUAGGUAAAUCCAUAUUGUAUUCUCGUUCGACCUUCUCCAAAUACGUACUAGGUACCUGGGUAGGCAGCCUCCCUACCAAUAUGUUGAUGGUUACAUUUAAUCUAAGUUUUAAGUAUAUCGUAGAAACAGCCAACAGUAAUACCCGAGGAAUAUCUGCCUACCUACGUAGUAC
Messenger RNA from Annulohypoxylon truncatum, 1317 nucleotides. Its product is annotated as alpha/beta-hydrolase. The record is from RefSeq and is a predicted model, not a curated record. NCBI's taxonomy places the organism in Eukaryota, Fungi, Ascomycota, Sordariomycetes, Xylariales, Hypoxylaceae. Bases 267 to 1064 code for a protein of 265 amino acids. The transcript has a single exon.